AUGGAAGAUACCCGUGAAAACCUCCACCCCGAAGGCCGGCCAGUAGGCCGACGAACUGUUCUUCCUCCCACUCCAGUGAAAGGGGAUGAGAUGAUCGUACCUGGGCCGUGGGCCAUCCAUAUCCACAAACUACCCUUUAGAGUGGCCAGACAAGGUGAUAUUCUACAGGGGAGAUACCUAGACGCUUUCAGUGCAAUGCCCAAUCAGCGAGAGCCAUGCUUGCGAUAUGGAAUCGAUUGGACGGCUCAGGAGUUCCAGCAACAGAUGAACGACAGCCUGCCCCGUGUGGAAGCGGCAUUGAUGCAGGUGGUGGGUCAGCAAAAUGAGCUAGAGUUUCGCAGCAUUGAUGGCCUUUCAGCCUGCGCCAACUGCCAUUGGACAGAAAGCGACACCCUUUGCCAAUACACGCAGGCCAUUCCGACUCUUGAUCCCCUCACACCUGCACGCAAUCAUAUGAACCCUCGCCAAGUUUCCCUUUCCGCAAGCACUCCUCGAGAUACUAGCAGAAACCCCUUCUACCCUCUCUUGCCCAGUACCGGCGCAACCAGUCGACCCAUUGCUCCACCAGCCCAGCCCCAUGGACUCAUCAAGUACGCGAGCGAGCAAGUCUGGCUUUUAAACGAGUAUUCAAAGCUCGUAAGGCAGCUGACGGGGCUCCAUGAUAAAAGCCAAUGCCUUGGAGCUCAGCUGGAGGGACUUGAACAUGAUCUGACUGCCGCCAAUACUACAACUACCACUACCACAACGGAGCAACCAAUUCAGCAAACCGUCAAUGAUGUUCGCGCGUCUCACCAGGAACUUGAGCAGAAAAUCAGACGCAUCAUGAUGCAUGUCAUAAAUAUGAUGGAGCCUACCCCACGGGGGCCCACCUGA
Molecule: messenger RNA, 873 nt
Organism: Penicillium expansum
Lineage: Eukaryota; Fungi; Ascomycota; Eurotiomycetes; Eurotiales; Aspergillaceae
Exons: 3
Coding region: 1-873 (290 amino acids)
Source: RefSeq, a predicted model, not a curated record